Symphalangus syndactylus (siamang) is the source of this 516-nucleotide messenger RNA. Its product is annotated as oocyte-secreted protein 4B-like. Lineage: Eukaryota; Metazoa; Chordata; Mammalia; Primates; Hylobatidae. The record is from RefSeq and is a predicted model, not a curated record.
AUGAAGACCUCUGUGCUCCUGGCGGCAACAGUUUCAAUGUGUUCUGAUGAUUGGUUGUUAGUCAGAAUGAAAAUAAGGCCCUUUGAUAACAACAUGGAAAUUAGAAUUGGCGACAUACACCUGGGAGAUAACUGUCCUGUAACAAGACUGUUCUCAUGUAACUAUGAGUUUUCGUAUCCUGUCACUUCUUCUGGAAUCAAGAAAAUUAUGUUCCAAAGAAAUGAUGUUGCCCUAUUAUCAGAGAUCAGUUACAGACCAAUGUUGCAUACUAUCUAUGAAUUUCCAGUGGUUUGCUUUGUGAAGAGGCUUAAAUUCCCAUCUGUGAUGCAUUUUGGAAUGAGCGGGUUUGAGGCCAACGCCUUGAAAGAUACUACUCAAAAAAUGGAAGGACAAGAAUCAUCGGCUCCCACACAAAGUAAAACAUGUGAACAUAAUUUUAGCAGUGUUAAUAAGGAGCAAUUAUCCACAAGUCACUGCAACAAAAACGCCUGUGUCAUAACAUCCUCUCCUCCCUGA